Messenger RNA from Syngnathus typhle (broad-nosed pipefish), 1314 nucleotides. RefSeq names its product claudin-7-like. The transcript is spliced from 7 exons. Bases 357 to 1052 code for a protein of 231 amino acids. Gene Ontology annotation, molecular function: structural molecule activity. The record is from RefSeq and is a predicted model, not a curated record. Lineage: Eukaryota; Metazoa; Chordata; Actinopteri; Syngnathiformes; Syngnathidae. Gene Ontology annotation, biological process: cell adhesion; bicellular tight junction assembly. Gene Ontology annotation, cellular component: plasma membrane; bicellular tight junction.
ACCAUUAAACUUUGUAUGUCAUUCACGUGAUUUUUUUUAAGUGUUGUUCUGGAAGGAAUCAACGUUGACUGACAGCAGAUGACCUGCAAACAAAAUCUGUUUGACAGUCUGAAGUCCACAAACCGGUUCUCUCACAAGAGUUUUACAGUGAAACUACGAUUUUGGCGGGUAAACAGUGACGUGCGUUCCAGAGGGUCGGCCUUCUACAGAGUUCGUCGACCCGAAACGCGGCUCAGAGCCUCAAGGCCUCACAUCAACUUUCACAUCGCAUCGCACAGGUCACCCGAAAACACUGCGGGAGAAGAUCAUAAAUUCCUCGUUCUUACUCCAACUCCAGACUUACACGAACGCGCAUCAUGUCGACGGGCCUUCAGAUUUGUGGCCUGGUAGCGGGCGUGCUGUCGUGGUGCCUUCAGUCCAGCUGCACGUCGUCGCAGCUGUGGAAGGUGCGUAGCCAGGCGGAGUCUCUGAGUACCAGCCAAUGGCAGUAUGAGGGCCUCUGGAUGAGCUGCGCCGCCACUUCGCUGGGAUCGCUGCAGUGCAACAAGUUCAAGACGCUCCUCGGCCUGCCAGUGCACGUGCAGGUGUGUCGCGCUCUGAUGAUGUCAUCGCUGGUGGUGGGCCUGGCCGCCAUCAUUGUGUCCAUUUUGGGUCUGAAGUGCAGUAAGGUGGGCGGAGGUUCUCCACAAGUUAAAGGACAGUUUCUUCUGAGCGGAGGGGUCAUGCUCAUCCUGUCAGGUGUGUCCACCCUGAUCGCCGUGUCUUGGUAUGCUGGCAGCGUGAUCCAUGACUUCUACAAUCCGUUAUUCGGUGCUGUCAGGUUCGAGCUGGGCACGGGUCUCUACCUGGGCUGGGCAGGUUCCGGUCUGGCGCUGAUGGCAGGUGCAAUGCUUUGUUGCUCCUACAGGGGGAGCUCUUCCUCAUUAUCAUCCUUCCCAAAUGCAAGACAGUUGUCGUACAACUACUCCAAAAGCAGUCAAGGUCAUAAUGUGAACAUCUACAGAGCGGCGCACGCUUCAGACGGCAACGACAACACCAAAGCUUACGUGUGAGGCGGCCUUUGAAUGCAUCAUUGCGGUUCCAGCAGGAAUGGUCAUUUUGAGCUUUGCAUGUUUUAGUUGCCAUUUUAAGAUUUGAGUUUUGUAUUACGUACGUCAUGGUGGAGAUCAUGCACGUUUUUUGGUGUAUAUAAAUGAAUGGUUAGCAAUUUUAUUGAAGUUGGUCGUAGAAUAAUCUGUUUAGUGAUAAAAAUGUUUCAUGUUCAUUUUAUAUUAAAGAUCUUUGUGGGAACUGCAUAACUUUUGUUUCAAGAUG